AUGACUGUUGUCAUUAAGGGUCAUUGGUUUUACGCCCCCUGGUGUACGGUGUGUGAACAGCUGGAUCCCAUUUGGCAUCAGAUCGGAUCAGAACUCAAAAGUCUCGGCUCGCCAGUCAACGUCGGCAAAUCAGACGCCAUGGAGAACAGCGAUUUGUCCAAAGAGUUCAAGGUCCGAAGUGUUCCCACCAUCAUCAUGUUGAAGAAAGAUGUGAAGUAUAAUUAUUCAGGACCCAAAACCAAAGAUGGAAUCAUGGAGUUUGCUGAUCGAGUCUCAGGGCCGUUGGUUCGACAUCUGAGUAGCGUGCACCUGUUCCAACAUGUGAUGAGUCGCCACGAUGUCAUGAUGGUUUACGUUGGAGCCACAUCACCGCUGAAGGGAAACUUCACAUCGGUAGCCGAGACGCUGAUCGUUCACACCUUCUUCUUCUCUGCUUCCAGAGACGUGCUGCCCAAGGAGGUGUCUCUGCCCUCUCUGCCGGCCGUGGUGAUCUUUAAAGAUGGAACCUACUUCACCUUCAACGAGGAACGUGAUGGCGAUCUGAAGUCGUGGAUUAACAGAGAGCGUUUCCCAAACUACAGCCAGAUCGACGGCUACACUCUGUACUCCAUGGGGGAGUCAGGUAAACUGGUGGUGUUGGCGGUGGGGGAGGAGAAGAGCCUGAGCGCGGACAGUCUCAGGUAUAAAAGUCUGGUGGAGAAAGUUUCUACGGACUACAAAGAAAUCUACAGCAGAAACUUUUACUUUGGUUUCAUUAAGGGCAGUGAAUACCUCGAUGGACUUGUGAUGGGAGAGCUCUCCGUGCCGACCUUCAUCGUGGUCAAUCUUUCCAAUGACGGCUUCUUCCUGCCGCCCGGCGCCAUGGAGACGGAGCGCCACCUGCUGGACUUCCUGAACGGAGUUCUGGACGGCAGCAUCCAGGAUCAGGGAGGAAACAGUAUCGACCAGCGAGCCCAACGCAUCUUUUAUAACAUCAAAGUCACACUUAAGCCGGCCUUCAUUAAGUCCCCGGUGUACUGCUGCCUCCUCCUCAUCACUCCGUUCCUGGUCGUGGCCAUCCUGAUCUAUCUCUGCCGGAAGAAAGUUCCCGCCGCCGCCGCCGCCGAUGACGACGUCUUGCUGCUGGCUCCGUCGCUACGGCAACGCAGGAAACUGACGGACAAGAAGUCAGAGUGAUGGAGAAGAACAGGAAGAUAACGUCCCAACACACUGUCUGUCUGUCUGUGUGUGUGUCUGUCUGUCUGUCUGUCUGUGUGUGUGUGUGUCUGUGUGUCUGUGUGUCUGUGUCUGUGUGUCAGUCAGUCUGUCUGUCUGUC
Perca fluviatilis (European perch) is the source of this 1316-nucleotide messenger RNA. Its product is annotated as protein disulfide-isomerase TMX3-like. The transcript has 14 exons. Gene Ontology annotation, cellular component: endoplasmic reticulum. The record is from RefSeq and is a predicted model, not a curated record. NCBI's taxonomy places the organism in Eukaryota, Metazoa, Chordata, Actinopteri, Perciformes, Percidae. Gene Ontology annotation, biological process: peptidyl-cysteine oxidation. Bases 1 to 1176 code for a protein of 391 amino acids. Gene Ontology annotation, molecular function: protein disulfide isomerase activity.